CCAUCUGGCCGGGUUGGCUGGUUAUAACCGCGCAGAUUAUGUUCGCGGGGCUCAGAGCGGAGGCUCCGCGCCCGACCCAGCAGCUCCGCGCCCGCCCGGCCCGGCCCAGCGCAGGAGCGCCCGCCGCCCGCCGCCCCUCUUCCCAGCCUCAGCCCCCGGGCAGGGAGGGCAGCGGCGGCCCAGGGGCCUUUGGAUGACCCCGCUCGCGCCCACCUCGCUCUUCAUGUCGACGUCCCUGGAAACAGUUCCACGGAUGCCAUGGUUACUUCUGCCACGAUGCUGCCUUGGAAGAAGCUGGCUUGACCCCUGUGAUGACUGACCAGAAGGUGAACGGUAUGCAAAGCGAAGGUUCGAGAAUGAAGAUCAUUGGUUAGAAUCAGCUCUUACAGGUGAACAAGGUGAUGUCCAUCUUGUUUUAUGUGAUAUUUCUCGCUUAUCUCCGUGGCACCCAAGGCAGCAACAUGGACCAGAGGAGUUUGCCCGAAGACUCUCUCAACUCCCUCAUCAUCCGGCUGAUCCAGGCAGACAUCCUGAAGAACAAGCUCUCCAAGCAGACGCUGGACAUUCAGGGAAGCCCUCCAGAAGUCUUGCCCCAGGCCGAGGGCCCCCGGGAGCCCCAGCAGGACCAACCACCCCGGUCAGAAUUCCACCCGGUGGGGGCCAUGGACACGGACCUGCUGAGGCAGCAGAGACGCUACAGCUCUCCCCGGGUGCUCCUGACGGCCAGCACCCCCCUGGGCCCCCCGCCCUUAUAUCUCAUGGAGGAUUACGUGGGCAGCCCAGCCGUGGCCAACAGGACGUCACCCCGAAGGAAGAGGUACUCGGAGCACAAGAGCCACCGAGGGGAGUACUCCGUGUGUGACAGCGAGAGCCUGUGGGUGACGGACAAGUCAUCAGCCAUCGACAUUCGGGGACACCAGGUAACGGUGCUGGGGGAGAUCAAGACGGGCAACUCCCCCGUCAAACAGUACUUUUAUGAGACUCGGUGUAAGGAGGCCAGGCCGGUGAAAAAUGGCUGCCGGGGCAUCGAUGACAAGCACUGGAACUCUCAGUGCAAGACAUCACAGACCUACGUGCGGGCCCUCACGUCCGAAAACAACAAACUGGUGGGCUGGCGGUGGAUCCGGAUAGACACCUCCUGUGUGUGUGCCUUGUCACGGAAAAUUGGAAGAACAUGAGUUGGUGUCGUCCCCCCCCUUAUAGAUAAAUUAUUACUUUAAAUUAUAUGAUAUGCAUGUAGCAUAUAAAUGUUUAUAUGGUUUUUAUAUAUUAUAAGUUGACCUUUAUUUAUUAAACUUCAGCCACCCUCCAGUAUAUAAGCUUUUUCUCUCAAUAAAAUCAGUGUGCUUGCCUUCCCCCUUUCCCGGACCCUUUCCCCUAGACCACCUCCCCCAUUUGUUAAAUCUUAUUUUUGUGACUGGGCCCUCAGUGGCCCCCAUCUCUGUAAGAUCUGUGUACACCAGUGUUUUGCAUUCAGUAUUGUCAAGGCCAUAACUUGUGUUUUAGUAAAAACUUGUUGAAAUUG
Erinaceus europaeus (western European hedgehog) is the source of this 1525-nucleotide messenger RNA. RefSeq names its product neurotrophin 3 (gene NTF3). Bases 402 to 1178 code for a protein of 258 amino acids. Gene Ontology annotation, biological process: nerve development; neuron projection morphogenesis; cell surface receptor protein tyrosine kinase signaling pathway. The transcript is spliced from 3 exons. NCBI's taxonomy places the organism in Eukaryota, Metazoa, Chordata, Mammalia, Eulipotyphla, Erinaceidae. Gene Ontology annotation, molecular function: growth factor activity; nerve growth factor receptor binding. The record is from RefSeq and is a predicted model, not a curated record.